Messenger RNA from Meloidogyne enterolobii, 1140 nucleotides. The record is from the annotation of a GenBank genome assembly. NCBI's taxonomy places the organism in Eukaryota, Metazoa, Nematoda, Chromadorea, Rhabditida, Meloidogynidae.
UUUUUUAUUUUAAUGUAUAAUGGAUCAAAUAUAUUACCUAUCGCACAUUUUCUCAAAUAUGCGCACUUAAAACAAGCUUUUCGGUCAACACUCUCAGCUUCAGAAUUAGCUUCGCGUUCUGUUUUAUGUCCAAUGCUGCCUGAAGCAAAUAUUUUUUAUUUGGAGCAAUACGGUGCUGAAAAAUAUGCUGAAGUUUUUCUUGGAGAAUCACAAAAUCCAGAAUGUAUUUGGAAUAGCGAUAUGAGAAAACACAUGAUUAACAAGAUUGCUCUACACGUUGCUGACUUUUCUAACCGUCUUUCUUCAAAUGUUAAAGCUUUAUAUAGGUAUUGCCCUAUUCCUCCAAUAGAAUAUGAACAAUUAAAGGAAGAACUUUUUUGUCAUUUUUAUUAUCUUCGCCAUUUAAUUGAUGAAAAACGUUUUCCAUUAUGGCCAAUAAGAGAACCUGUUGAAUUUUUGCGUUCUUGUCUUUCUGCAUGGCAAAAUGAAAUAACUAGAAAACCUACAAAAAUGUCGAAUGAACAGGCUUGUGAACGAUUAGGUCUAGAUAUAAAAGACAAAUCAAGUUGGAGCGAUCCUGUAGCUGUUCGCCGUGCAUAUUUUAAAUUAGCACAAAAAUACCAUCCAGACAAAAAUCCUGAUGGAAGAGAACAAUUUGAACAAAUUAAUUAUGCUUAUGAAUUUUUAACUUCAACAUUGGCACGUGCAAGUUUAUCACAGGAACCAGAUAUUAAUAGAAUUAUUGUAAUAAUUAAAGCGCAAAGUAUUACUUACAAAAGGAAUUUGAAAGUUUUGUCGCCUUAUAAAUAUGCUGGAUAUACCCAAUUAAUUAAAACUAUUGAUUUGGAGUCGGCAGACGAUGCUUUAUUUUCAAAUCAGAAGGGAGGUGAAAGUGGACAAUUAUUAAUAUCUGCUGUAGAGCUUUGUUAUUGGACUUUAAAAAGUUCUCCUUUAAAUGCUGAACAAUUAAGAAGGGAUGGUGGAUUGGAGGUUUAUUUAAAUAAGAUUUUUCGGGGAUAUUAUGGGAAUUAUUUGGGUUUUCCCUUUGGUCCAAAUUACUUUAACUCAUAUCUCCAGGUAUCCUUUUUUAAUCACUUCAAAUCCACUUUAAUCCCUCUAAAUCCUCUUUAUUCCCUCUAG